GCUGCGGCUCCGCCCCUACCGGCGCCCCGCCCCGUCCGGCGCGGCCUCGCUUUCUCCGUUUUUCAGGCGCCCAGGACCCCCCAGCCCACGGGCUCGCCAGCUCUUCGCUCUGACCAUGGGCCCUGCCGAUCGACCCUCGCUGAGAUCGCCACCGUCGCCGCCACCUCCUCCAUCGCCGCCGUCGCCGCUGCUACUGCUGCUGCCCCUACUGCCUCUGUGGUUGGGCCUGGCGGGGCCCGGGGCCGCGGCGGAUGGCAGCGAGCCGGCCGCCCGGGCGGGACGGGGCGGAGCCCGCGCCGUGCGAGUAGACGUGAAGCUGCCGCGGCAAGACGCCCUGGUUUUGGAGGGCGUCAGGAUAGGUCCUGAAGCUGGUCCCGAGCCGCUGCUGGGCGGUCGCUUGCUGCUGAUGGAUGUCGUGGAUGCUGAACAAGAGAUACCUGUAGACAGCUGGAUUGCAGUGGCGUAUGUGGGCAAAGAGCAGGCUGCCCAGUUCCACCAGGACAAUCAGGGCAGUGGCCGGAAGGCAUAUCCCAAGGCCCUGGUCCAGCAGAUGCGCCGUGCCCUCUUCCUGGGAGCCUCGGCCCUGCUUCUCCUCAUCCUAAACCAUAGUGUGGUCCGAGAGUUGGACAUCUCCCAGCUUCUGCUCAGGCCAGUAAUUGUCCUCCAUUACUCUGCCAAUGUCACCAAGCUGCUGGAGGCACUUCUGCAGAGGACCCAGGCUACUGCUGAGAUCACCAGUAGAGAGUCCCUGUCUGCCAACAUCGAGUGGAAGCUGACAUUGUGGACUACCUGUGGCCUCUCCAAGGACAGCUAUGGCGGCUGGCAGGACCUGGUGUGCCUGGGAGGUGGUCAGGCCCAGGAGCAGAAGCCCCUGCAGCAGCUAUGGAAUGCCAUCUUGCUUGUGGCCAUGCUCUUGUGCACAGGCCUUGUGGUUCAGGCCCAGCGGCAGGCAUCAAGACAAAACCAGCAGGAUCCUGGAGGCCAGGGGGAUUUGUUCAAACGCCGUGUGGUUCGGAGACUAGCAUCCCUCAAGACCCGGCGCUGCCGGCUGAGCAGAGCAGCACACAGCCUUCCAGAGCCUGGCACGGAGACUUGUGCUGUGUGUCUAGACAACUUCUGUAACAAGCAGUGGCUCCGGGUACUGCCCUGCAAGCAUGAGUUCCACCGAGACUGCGUGGACCCCUGGCUGAUGCUACAGCAGACCUGCCCACUGUGCAAGUUCAAUGUCCUGGGGAACCACUACUCAGAUGACUAACUGCCCAAGUGGAGCGUCUGCACUUUGGGAUGGACUCUUCCCAGCCUCCACUACAGGAUAGUGGGUUGGACAGACCAGCUAGCCCUGUGGGCAAAGUCAAGGCCUCACUGUACCCAUGAUGGGUAGGAGGGACUCACAGCCCCGGGCUGAAGACACAGAGCCAGGACCCAACAGGCAAGGAGAAAUAUUAAAGCCCUUCUCUGCAACCCUGGGA
This is a messenger RNA of Microtus ochrogaster (prairie vole), 1469 nucleotides long. RefSeq names its product ring finger protein 215 (gene Rnf215). The record is from RefSeq and is a predicted model, not a curated record. Lineage: Eukaryota; Metazoa; Chordata; Mammalia; Rodentia; Cricetidae.